UAUCUUCCUCCCUCAGAUCCCUUAAAUCAUACCUCACUGUGAUCUCAAUCAGAGCUCCUGGUUACUGAAGGACAGCAUGUCUGGUGGCAAAUACAUAGAUGAAGAGGGUGUCCUGUACACUACACCCAUCAUCAGAGACCAGGGCAACAUCUACAAACCCAACAACAAAGUGAUGGCAGACGACAGUGAGAAGGCUGCCCGCGAUGUGCACACCAAGGAGAUCGACCUGGUUAACAGAGACCCCAAGCACCUGAAUGACGAUGUGGUCAAGAUUGAUUUUGAAGAUGUAAUCGCUGAACCUGAGGGGACGCAUAGCUUUGAUGGGAUUUGGAAGGCGAGCUUCACUACAUUCACUGUGACUAAGUACUGGUUCUACCGCUUGCUGUCUGCAAUAUUCGGCAUACCGUUGUCACUUAUCUGGGGCAUUUACUUUGCCAUCCUGUCCUUCCUACACAUCUGGGCUGUAGUUCCAUGCAUAAAAAGCUACUUGAUUGAAAUUCAAUGCAUCAGCCGAGUCUACUCCAUCUGCAUCCACACAUUCUGUGACCCCCUCUUUGAAGCCUUUGGCAAAGUGUUCAGCUUUGUUCGAAUUACCUUGCGCAAAGAAGUAUAAGUGACACUCAAAAGGAGCAGAUAGUAACAAUUAAUGUAACAGUUGUAAACUGCAGCAACAUUUUAUGAGCACUGAAAUAAGAUCAAAGUCACUAGAGUAUGUAUCCUGGGGGCAAAAUAUUUAUCCCUUUAGAAUAUUUUUGUGUUUGUUUUGAUAGAAAGAAAAAGUUACUGUUCACUGUGGAAUACUGUAUUUUUAUUUUAUUAUACACAGAUUGUUAAUAUGUUGCAAAUAUAAUAAUGCCAAAAUAAUGGAGGAUUAUUAUUUCAGUAAUAUACUGAUGACGGAUUUAUUGCUGGGUGAAAGGUUUAAGCUAUUCCAGUCUGGAUGGGCAACAUACCGUGGCAGGUUAUGUGCUAACUGCUGUAGUUUAUGCAGACUGCAAAAAAAAAACAGGAACUGUAUAAAAUGUAAAUACAUGUAUUGUGUUAUCCAAAGCUGUUUAAUAGGAAGAGAUCCUAAUGUUGCAGUAACACAUAAUAAUCCUAUUAACAAAUGAUUUCACAAUAAACAUUGAUAUUAGCUAACUCUGAUCAUUCUAAAGAGACAAGUCAUUGUUCAAUAAACUUUCAGCACUCACAAUACAAGAACAAUACUCAUAGGACUGAACCUACAGCAUAUUAUCAAAGAAAAAAAAUACAAAAAUGUUUACUUUCUGCAAAAAAAAACCACAACGAUAUUGCCUGCUGAUUUUAUAUACAAUGUUUAUGCUUUCCGAAUCUGAAAGCAUUUCUAAUCAUAAUAUGGCUCCGUAUCAGCUUCUGAUGGCUUUCUGUAUAACGUGAAAAGGGUCAAGUUAUUUACAAUAUCAAUAAUCCCUGUUGUAAAUCAUCUGUAGAUUUUAUAUGCUGUGUGAAUAGCUUGCUCCUGGGUUAUUUCUGCAUUUGCAUUAAAUAGUACUUGUUAAUAGUUUAAGGUUCUAAAUGUUUUAAAAGAUUAUAUUCUGAUGACACAAAAUUGUACAAUCCUCCUGCUUUUUGUGGUGUUGUGUAUGGUGUAUGACCUAUUGACCAUUCCCUAUUGCACUGUGUGUGUAACUUCACUGGAUACAUUUGACAACAGACAGGUUACUAAUAUAACCCCCCCCCCUCCCUCAUCUAUCUCUCUCAUGAUAAACUGAGCUGACUCUUUCGGGUCCCAGUCAAGCUGUCCGUAUUGGUCACAGCUAAAAAAAACCCAAAAAGAACAGCUUAAGCACCACUACUGCAGUAUGCUUCAUUCAGAUGCAUUGUACUGGAGUAUUCAUUGUGCUGCAUGCAAUCUCCUUUCCGUACAUAUAACUGUCUGUAUUGUGUUCUUUUAGCAUAAUAAUUUACUUAGCAGGUAGUGGUACUUCUAAAAUGGAAUGGAUAUAAUGGAACUAAAUCUAAAAAUAGUGUGAUGCGCAAAGCCUACAUCCUUUACUCUUAUUAUUUUUAUUUUGUGUAACAUUUAGAGAUUUCAGUUUUUAAGCUGAAGUCUCAUGAUGAGGGUGCAAAUGUUUGUGCUAAAUAAAAAUGAAUCCUGGAGUGGGAUGUACAAAUUUGUUACUCCUCAUGACCAGAUGACAUUUAUUAAUUCUAUUACAGAACACUUGUGUCUUGUGACACAAAUAAGUGGGACCCCUGUACUAAUGGACAGAACUGAGUGAGUGAACAGGGUACUUACAGCAUUGAGAAAGUAUACUGUACCUACUAAGAUACAAAAUGACUCAACUUUGCUGUCUGUAAGAGUUUCACCACCAGGAUCUAGGACAGGGGCCUAUUACAUAUUGUUCCAUCUUGGUUUACAAUGCCCCAACACGAAAUGUAUAUACUGUAGAUUAGUAAUAAAGAAAAUACAAGAGUCUUUCUAAUACUAUGUGCUUUAUGUUGCUUCUGGAUUGACCUAAUUUCAAAACUCUGCUGGUGAAGGUGGACUUGUUACCAUGACUUAAAAUUUAUAAUUAAUUAGUAUGCCAAUAACUAACAAUGAACUAUGUGGAAGAGGAAUACUUGGUUUUAUAGCCAUUUAUCUCCUACAUUUUUUUACUGUAGUUUCAGCUAGAAGCCAGGACAUUGCAUUCAGGCAUUCCAGCUGCAUCAGUAAAUAAUGGCUGGUGGAACAUUAUCUAUAGAGUAAAUAACAUGAAGUAGAUAAGUCCAUAACCCACAAUGCAGUGUUAGUUUUAAUAGAAACCAGAAUAUUGUCAAUAAUGGCUUCCAAUUUUCCAUUGCUUUCAAAGCACACAGUUAUGUCUGACACAUGCAAGUGGUUUAAUUACAGUCAUACAUUUCCUAAUCUCUAGCCUAGUUAAAGAUGUUUUCUGCCUUAAUAGACUUUUAUAUAUCCUCCUGCAACAUUUAGUAAAUGCAUUGUUUUGUCUUCCUGGACUCCCACAACACCCCCCAUAUUUAUUUAUUGACCCAGCUACAAGACCGCAGUCCUAGGCUGUAUGUUUCAAGAGGGCAGUUCUUUGUCAUAUCCAUGUACAACAAACAUUGAGAACAGUGGAUAUUAAUUUAAAGCAUAGGCCUACUGUCUUGGAAUGUCCGGGAGACUCCCGACUUACUGGGAGCAGGCUCCCGGAUCACCAGUGAAUGGGUGCUUGAUGAUGCAAUUCAUGGAGAAUCGCAUCAAGUUAUGACAUUGUACAGAUUGGGGAUUUGUUACUCCCCCCCCCCCCCUCCCUGAAGCUCCAACUUGGAUUUCCACUUUGAGUGUUAUAAAGUGGGCGAGUAUGGUUUAUAGACAAUGCAGCAGGAAGCUAGGAAGAUAGAGCAUGUACAGUAUUUAGUGUAUGUACCCAUACACAUAUUGUAAAACUAAGAUGAACAGACAAAUGUUAUACAAAGUAGAUGUUACUUAUAUCCCUAGUAUGUGGCAUUUUUGUUUCCGUGCCCUAAAUAAUAAGUAGAACUCUGGAUACAGUGAUCAUUUCAGCUGCUCUGUGACUACAUAGAUCAAGUGGGUUUUUCCAACCCUGGAUUAGUGUAAAGUGGAGACAUGAGGUCAUCAUCUCUGUGCUGUGAGAAGCACGUUACUGCCAUACCAGGCAAGAUACACAUUAUAUUACCAAGAAUGUGAGUAUGGGCAUAGCUCUCCGUUACUAUUAUAUAUACACAUGAUGACGUUUUCUCUUACAUAUACAUUUGUUUAACAGAUAAACGCCACAAAUACCUUUCAGAUUAAUGUUUUAUUGUACUUUUAAUGUCUUUUAAGCUUUUUACUUUCAGUAUAAAGAAAUUGCUGAUUCAAUCAAUGUAAAACAUACUGAUAUUGUAUAUCACAUACCGCAUGUAACGUACAAGCUACAGAUGUGCACAAUAAAAGAUUUAACAUGU
Pseudophryne corroboree (corroboree frog) is the source of this 3915-nucleotide messenger RNA. It is a transcript of the gene CAV1, whose product is annotated as caveolin 1. The record is from RefSeq and is a predicted model, not a curated record. Lineage: Eukaryota; Metazoa; Chordata; Amphibia; Anura; Myobatrachidae. The transcript has 3 exons. Gene Ontology annotation, biological process: regulation of cytosolic calcium ion concentration; negative regulation of endothelial cell proliferation; cell differentiation. Gene Ontology annotation, molecular function: transmembrane transporter binding; protein kinase binding; molecular adaptor activity. Bases 77 to 613 code for a protein of 178 amino acids. Gene Ontology annotation, cellular component: sarcolemma; caveola; focal adhesion.